This is a messenger RNA of Cololabis saira (Pacific saury), 2383 nucleotides long. It is a transcript of the gene dlb, whose product is annotated as deltaB. Gene Ontology annotation, cellular component: plasma membrane; protein-containing complex. Gene Ontology annotation, biological process: heterophilic cell-cell adhesion; cell communication; multicellular organism development. The transcript is spliced from 7 exons. The record is from RefSeq and is a predicted model, not a curated record. Lineage: Eukaryota; Metazoa; Chordata; Actinopteri; Beloniformes; Belonidae. The coding region runs from base 90 to 2027 and encodes 645 amino acids. Gene Ontology annotation, molecular function: calcium ion binding.
UAAUUUCUGAUAGUUUUCCUCCCACUCUGUUCCUGGAGUUUAUUUUAUUGAUUAAUGAUCAGAUCCGGUCUGGACCGGACAGAACGGAGAUGGAACCGCUCAGAUUUCUGCUGGUUCUGUUGCUGGUGAACCUGGUAAUAUCUUCAGGUGUGUUUGAGUUAAAGAUCCACUCGUUCCACUCGUCCCAGCGCGUCUGCCGCCGGAGCCGCGACUGCCUCAUGUUCUUCCGGAUCUGCCUGAAACACGCGGAGGACGUGAUCUCGGCCGAGCCGCCCUGCACCUUCGGAACCGGCAACACCAACGUGAUCCGGGCCGACCACACGUCCGUGUCGGCCAGCGAGCCCAUCCGGGUGCCCUUCCACUUCAAGUGGCCGGGAACGUUUUCCCUGAUCAUUGAAGCCUGGAACGCCGAGUCGCCCACCGAGUUCACAGACAACCAGAACAACCUGGUGAGCCGCCUGGCCACGCGGCGGCGUCUCUCCGUGGGCGAGGACUGGUCCCAGGACGUCCACUUCGGCGAGCAGAGCGAGCUGCGUUACUCCUACCACGUCUUCUGCGACGACUUCUACUACGGAGACGCCUGCGCCGACUACUGCCGGCCGCGCGACGACACGCUGGGACACUACGCCUGCGGGGAGGACGGAGAACGCACCUGCCUGGACGGCUGGCAGGGCAACUACUGCUCCGAGCCCGUCUGCGCGGCUGACUGCUCCCCGCUCCACGGCUACUGCGAGGCCCCGGGCGGCUGCACGUGCCGGCUGGGCUGGCAGGGUCCCGGCUGCAGCGUGUGCGUGCGUUACCCCGGCUGCCUGCACGGCACCUGCAGCCAGCCCUGGCAGUGCACCUGCCGCGAGGGCUGGGGGGGGCUGUUCUGCGACCAGGACCUCAACUACUGCACCAACCACCGGCCCUGCCGCAACGGCGCCACCUGCAGCAACACGGGCCAGGGCAGCUACACCUGCAGCUGCAGGCCCGGCUACGGGGGGGCCGACUGCGAGCUGGAGACCAACGAGUGCGACAGCAACCCCUGCAAGAACGGAGGCAGCUGCAACGACCUGGAGAACGACUACUCGUGCACGUGUCCUCAGGGCUUCUACGGGAAGAACUGCGAGAUCAUCGCCAUGACGUGUGCGGACGGGCCCUGCUUCAACGGGGGCACCUGCGUGGAGACGCUGGCGGGGGGCGGCUACACCUGCCGCUGCCCCCCCAGCUACACCGGCUCCAACUGUGAGAAGAAGCUGGACCGCUGCAGCAACCGGCCCUGCAUGAACGGCGGCGAGUGCCUGGACCUCGGCCAGAGCAUCCUGUGCCGGUGCCGGCCCGGCUUCUCGGGCGCCAACUGCCAGGUGAACGUGGACGACUGCGCGGCGGCGCCGUGCCAGAACGCCGGCACCUGCCAGGACGGGCUGAACGACUACAGCUGCUCCUGCACGCUGGGCUUCACCGGCAAGAACUGCAGCGUCCGCUCGGACGCCUGCGGCGCGCGGCCCUGCCAGAACGGCGGCACCUGCUUCACCCACUUCACCGGGCCGGUGUGCCAGUGCCCCAAGGGCUUCAUGGGCCCGAGCUGCGAGUUCACGCUGCAGCCGGGGCUCCGGCCGGCGCUGCAACAGGCCCAGCCGGCCUCCGGCGCUACGCUAGCCGCCUCCGGCGUCCUGCUGGGGCUGCUAACGCUGCUGCUAGCCGCCGCCGGCCUGGCGCUGCGGCGCCGCAGGCGGCUGUCGCAGGGCCGGAAGCAGCUUAGCGACGUAGCCGUCUACAACGACCUGGAGACCAGCAGCAGCAGCAGCCUGGGGGGGGACCGGGACGCCUUCCUGGGCCCCCAGGGGCCCCAGGGGGGCCAGGGGGGCCAGGGGGCCCUGGGCCUGUUCAAGAUCAGCAACAGCACGGCCCGACUCAGCCUGGCGCUCUGCCCCCCCGACCGGUACCGGCACCAGCCCGGCCUGGCGGGGCAGGACUUCCUGUGGGCCGACGAGGGGCUGGGGGCCGGGCUGGGGGCCGGGCAGCCCGGGGGGGGCCUGAGGUGAAGAACCGGACCGGAGGGACUGCUAGCACUUGCAGGUGAUCGGUUCUGGGUUGGACCAAACCCAAACGGGCCUUCGCUCUUCCAGACCCAAAGACACAAAGAUUACCCAGAAUUCCUAGGACCUACAACACAAACCAAAUACAGGAAGACACAAACGUCAGACUACCUUUGGGGGGGCGGGUGCUGGUCCGGUACCAGGUACCGGUGGAACUAGUGGACCCGGUGGACCCACUAGACCAGGGGUCUUCAACCAGGGGUCCGCGACCCCUAGGGGGGCCGCGUAGGUACUGCAGGGGGACCCCCAACUUCAAAUAAAUAAAGACAAUUUUAACCAAAAUAAUUUGAGUUAAAAAAAAU